This is a messenger RNA of Symbiodinium sp. CCMP2456, 1905 nucleotides long. The record is from the annotation of a GenBank genome assembly. NCBI's taxonomy places the organism in Eukaryota, Dinophyceae, Suessiales, Symbiodiniaceae.
AUGGCGACAGGAACUUACAGGGCUGUCAUGUGCGAGAAGAUCUCCGCGUCUGCGUCCGAAGGUAUUGAGGCAACGGUUCUGCGCGAGCUUCCUCGCAAAGCGCAGUUGGGCGAUCAGGAGGUCCGCAUUUCUGCCAGAGCGGCUUCCCUAAACUUUCCCGAGCUGCUGAUGAUGCAGAACAAGUACCAAUACAAGCCCAAGUUGCCCUUCGUACUGUGCACUGAAGGCGCGGGCGUUGUGGCAGAGACCGGGUCCAAGGUCAGUGGCUUGUCUGUGGGCGACAAGGUCUUCUAUGCCACCAUGGGAGGCUGUGCUGCAGAAGAGCUCGUGCUGCCGGCACAGAUGUGCAUCAAGAUGCCGGACACGCUCUCCUUCAGCCAAGGGGCGAGCUUUCACAUGGGCUACAUGACAGGCUACCAUGGCCUCGUCACCCGAGGGCGGCUGAAAGCCGGAGAGUGGCUGCUGGUCACCGGGGCCGGGGGCGGCAUGGGCUCCAUGGCCGUGGAGUUGGGCAAAGCCGUCGGCGCGAAAGCGGGGCGGCCCGGCCCGACUGCGGCAGUGAGAACGCACUCUGUAGAGCACACCUGGGCCAUGUUGUCCUCCGUGGCCGGGGCGUUGAUCGGUGCUGUCGUCGGCUGGGCUCUUGCCAGCCUCCAGAAGACGGCGAGGCCCGCUCGGCCGCAGGACUAUCCAGAGUUCCAGGGCUUGGCUGCGCUGCAGAAGAGCUUGUGGACGGAGACCUCCAAGGAGACGGCCUUGCAAGAUGGUGCCAAGAACCGCGAGCGAUUGCGUGCAGCCAAGGUCUUGGGGAAGGCCUGGCCGGUGCAGAUGCAUUGCAGAGGAGCGGAUCUCAGCGGGAAAGCGCCGACCUCCGGAAAGCUUCUGCACUUCAUCCGCCACGGCCAGGGCUUCCACAACUCCUUGAAUGACUUCUGCAAAGUCUACCAUGUGAAGGCGAAGCCCUACAACAUCCCGGAGGUCUUCGACCCUCCACUGACGGAGAUCGGAAGGCUGCAGGCGAAGGUGCUGCAGAGCCGGGCGCGGGAGACGAAGGCCGAGCUGGUGGUCGUCUCACCGAUGUCCCGCGCCUUGAUGACCUCGAACAUCGCUUUCGCCCACUGCAUUGGCCACAUCCCCUUCAUUGCGCACGAGUCGUGCAAGGAGAAGAGCCACGGCAACUCUUGCGACUACCGGCGAUCGGCGAGCGAUGCUAAGCAGGACUUUCCCAACGUGGAUUUCUCGUUGAUACCAGAGGAGGAUCCCCUGCUUUCGACUUUGCACAUGGAGAGUGACUUGGAAGUCGCCGAGCGGGCCUACGACUUCAUGCUCUGGAUUCGCAAUCGUUCUGAGACGGAGAUCGUGGUCUCCACUCACUCAGCCUGGCUCUUCAGCCUCUUCAAUGCCGUUCUGAAGUGCGAUGAUCCGGCGCUCUCCGAGUGGUUCCUCCUGAAGCUCGCGAGCGCGGCCCCGUUUCGACACCUCCGGCCCCGGUUUCGGGCCUCCGACCACUCCGACCAGGUCAUUGCGGCAGCGAGCUCCGACGACAAGCUGGAAAUGUGCAAGAAGUUGGGAGCAGACUAUGUGGUGAAUUACAGCAAGCAGAAAUUGAAAGACGCAGUUGGAGAGAUAACCAAAGGCGAGUUUUGUGAUGUGAUCUACGACCCGGUCGGAGGUGAGAUCUUUGACCAGUGUGUGAGGUGUGUGACACCGAAGGGCUACGCGCGGCUGCUCGUCGUCGGCUUCGCGUCUGGGACCAUCCCAAAGUUCGGAAUCAACAUGGCUCUGAUCAAGGGCUUUGACCUGGUGGGCGUCCGAUCUGGCGCCCAACUGGGCCUCGAGCUGAGAGGGCCAUGCAGACAACAGAGGGCGGCGAGGUGGGUGCGGGGGGGGGUGGUUUCAGGUUAA